Messenger RNA from Solanum dulcamara, 996 nucleotides. Its product is annotated as pathogen-related protein-like. The transcript has 4 exons. The coding region runs from base 72 to 824 and encodes 250 amino acids. NCBI's taxonomy places the organism in Eukaryota, Viridiplantae, Streptophyta, Magnoliopsida, Solanales, Solanaceae. The record is from RefSeq and is a predicted model, not a curated record.
CAAAUCAAUAAACUUAGAGAGAGAGAGAGAAAGAAAGAGAGAACGUGUUAAAAACUUGAAGUAGUUGAAACAUGGCUGGUGAGAAGGAAACGAUGAAAGUGGUAAGUGAUAAAUAUAGGCAAUUCCUACGAGAAGGUCAUGUUGCAGCUGCAGGAACUAUCCAAUGGAGACAUGGUGUUCCUCCAAUUUAUGACAGUGUUAAUAAACUUUUUGAACAAGGAAGGACCAAGGUAUGGCCAGAAGGGUCUUUUGAAGAAACAGUACAAAAUUCUAUGAAGACAUGGGAAAUGGAGCUUAAAUACAAGACUCACGUAAAGGACUUUAGCACCAUUAACCCUGAAAAAUUCAAGCUCAUUGUUAAUGGAAGAGAGGGACUGUCAGCAGAAGAGACACUAAAAAUAGGGGGUUACAAUGCGCUAUUGAAGAGUUCAAUGCCUGAUGAGUUCAUAUACCAUAAAGCAGAUAAAGAGACCUUCGAAUCAUCUCACAAUGAUUUUCGAUCAGCUUUUCCAAGAGGAUUCGCGUGGGAAGUGAUCAACGUGUAUUCUGGCCCUCCUGUUGUGACAUACAAAUUCAGGCAUUGGGGUUUCUUUGAAGGACCAUUCAAAGGACAUGCCCCUACUGGUGAGAUGGUGCAGUUCUAUGGUAUUGGCAUUAUGAAGGUAGAUAAAUCUCUAAGAAUAGAGGAAUUAGAAUUGUACUAUGAUCCAGCAGAACUUUUUGGUGGACUACUCAAGAAACCAACAAUUUCCGAAUCUAACAUUGAGCAUCAGGGCAAUGAUGAUAAUACCACCACUCAACAUUGCCCAUACAGCCACAACUAAUUAUGUCAAAUUUCUGUUCUUCAAUAAACUUUUGGUACUUUCCAAAUAAUCAUGUUUUAAUAAAUUUUAUGCAACUUUACUUUUCAAAGUCAUGUUUUAAUAAAUUUUAUGCAACUCUUUAUGUUUUUUCAGUCAUCAGACAUUCUCUAUCUAUAUUUUUUAUAUGAUAUUG